AUGUCUCCUUUUUGGGUUUGUGACUACGAUACUAUCCCGUUUUUGAUAGCGGUCUGCUUACCAAAAGCUGAGGGAGGGCUAGGUCUCAGGUGGUUUUCAGAAUGGAAUACAACCCUCAAUCUGAAGCUUGUUUGGCGGUUAUUCUCCGGAGGAGGAUCUUUAUGGGUGGAUUGGCAUAGGUAUCACCAUCUUCAGGGUCUUGGGGAUGCCUCUGUUUCUAAAUUCUGGACCUCUCAAGAAUUGGUCUCUGAUUCCUGGAAUUGGAAAUGUCUCUUGCGGCUGAGACCUUUAGCAGAGCGUUUCCUUCGAUGUAACAUAGGCAAUGGCCUUACUGCUAGGUUCUGGACAGACAAUUGGACGCCAUUUGGCCCCUUACUUAUUCACAUUGGUGCUGCACGUCCUAAUAGGUUGAGGAUUCCUAUUGAAGCUUCUGUUGCAGACGCUACUCAGGGCAUUAGUUGGGGUCUUCCUGUCUCGCCUCUUUGUUGCUUGUGUUCUUGUGCACCCGAGACCAGGGAUCACUUACUGUUGGGUUGCAGUUUCAGCAAAGCCCUCUGGAGUUCGGUUCAGUCCAGACUUAGGUUGCACUCACUUAUUUUUCUGAAUUGGGCUGAACUUCUUUUAUGGAUUCGUCGUUCUAGCACUUCUGCUCCCUCCACACUGAGGAAGCUUGUUGCUCAUUCCGUCGUCUACGCAACUUGGAAGCAGAGAAAUAACAUGCUACAUAACUCGCAUCACUUGGAUCCUGCUUCAGUCUUCAAGAUCAUCGAUAGGAAAAUCAUUAACUCCAUCAACGCAAGAAGACACAAAAAGAAGUUCCGUAAUCUUAUGAGUUUUUGGCUCAUAUAA
This is a messenger RNA of Arabidopsis thaliana (thale cress), 849 nucleotides long. RefSeq names its product RNA-directed DNA polymerase (reverse transcriptase)-related family protein. The record is from RefSeq and is marked reviewed. NCBI's taxonomy places the organism in Eukaryota, Viridiplantae, Streptophyta, Magnoliopsida, Brassicales, Brassicaceae. Bases 1 to 849 code for a protein of 282 amino acids. The transcript is spliced from 2 exons.